Molecule: messenger RNA, 672 nt
Organism: Penaeus indicus
Lineage: Eukaryota; Metazoa; Arthropoda; Malacostraca; Decapoda; Penaeidae
Product: glutamate-gated chloride channel alpha-like
Exons: 2
Coding region: 1-672 (223 amino acids)
Biological process (GO): chloride transmembrane transport; chemical synaptic transmission; signal transduction
Cellular component (GO): neuron projection; plasma membrane; synapse
Molecular function (GO): transmitter-gated monoatomic ion channel activity involved in regulation of postsynaptic membrane potential; transmembrane signaling receptor activity; chloride channel activity
Source: RefSeq, a predicted model, not a curated record
AUGCCCAAGCGCUGCCCUUUGUACAUCAUAUUGGCCAAGUACACCUCUGAUCUGUUCGUCGUUCGCAUCAACAAGUACGACUUCAGCGGGAACCGGAGACACCACGCGUACGUCGUUCGUGACAUCUUUGUGAACAACUUGACUCUGGAUAACUACGCCGCCCAACGCUUGGAGCUCGUCUUACGCAACCAGUACAUCUACUACAUCAGCGCCGCCUACGUCCCCUCAUGCAUGUUGCUCAUCAUCUCGUACUUAACUUAUUACUUCGACGUCGAGGACUUCUCCAACCGGGUGACGGUGGCUCUGACGUCCCUCCUCGUCCUGGCCACGCUCUUCUCCGAGCUGGUCGGCGGCCUCCCGAAGACCUCAUACUUGAAGCUCAUCGAUAUUUGGUUCCUGGGCUGCAUCAUCGCCAACUUCCUUAUGGUCAUGUGCCUCGUUAUCAUCGACAAAAGGAGGAAGGAGGGCGUAGAGGAGGGGUCUAAAAGCCAGUGGGUGGUUAACAGAGUCGUGCCGCAAGGGAGGGUGGAUGGUGGAGGGAUGAAGGCUCAAGGCCGCAGGGGCGUGAGUAGGGCUCAGCUGAACGCCAUCUUGAAGAUAGCCAUCCCGGUGGUCUUCGGUGUCUUCGUCAUCUUGUACUGCGCUUUCGUCAUGAGUGCUCUUAGUGGUUGA